Molecule: messenger RNA, 2520 nt
Organism: Myxocyprinus asiaticus (Chinese sucker)
Lineage: Eukaryota; Metazoa; Chordata; Actinopteri; Cypriniformes; Catostomidae
Product: extracellular calcium-sensing receptor-like
Exons: 6
Coding region: 1-2520 (839 amino acids)
Biological process (GO): G protein-coupled receptor signaling pathway
Cellular component (GO): membrane
Molecular function (GO): G protein-coupled receptor activity
Source: RefSeq, a predicted model, not a curated record
AUGCUUAUCUUUCUUUAUGCAAUCCUGCUUUUCCAUUACCUUCAUGUAAAGGCGGAAAAGACUCCUUGCCAAAUGAUGGGAGAUCCAAAGUACCCGCUGCUGUCAAAGGAUGGAGACGUAACUAUUGGAGGAAUUUUUGCAGUCCACAGUAAAGAAACAUUACCUUCAUUUGAUUUUAAACAAAAACCUCAGCUUUUAUCGUGCUCCAGUGUGAAUCUUAGAGAUUUUCGAUUGGCUCAAAUCAUGACCUUUGCCAUUGAUGAGAUUAACAGAAGUCAACAUUUACUCCCAAAUGUUUCAGUUGGCUACAGAAUAUAUGAUACAUGUGGUUCAAGGAUGUCUGCUAUGAGUGCAACUAUGGCAUUGAUGAAUGAUCAGGACUUUGCAGCAGGGGACAGAUGCAAUGGACAGUCUCCUAUACAUGCUAUUAUAGGGGAAACAGAGUCUUCUGCUACAGUGAUUCUGUCCAGAACUACAGGACCUUUUAAAAUUCCAGUGAUAAGUCACGCAGCUACAUGUGAAUGUCUCAGUAACAGGAAAGAUUACCCCUCUUUCUUCAGGACUGUUGCUAGUGAUUACCACCAGGGAAGAGCACUUGCAUACAUAGUCAAGCACUUAGGCUGGUCCUGGGUGGGAGCUGUGAACAGUGACAAUGACUAUGGAAACAAUGGAAUGGCCAUAUUUCUGAAAACAGCCAAAGAAGAGGGCAUUUGUGUAGAGUACUCUGAGAAAUUUUACCGAACAGAGCCUGAAAAACUCUUAAAAGUGGUAGACGUAAUAAAACGUGGCACUGCAAAAGUGAUCGUUUCAUUUAUUUCAUUUCUUGAAAUGGGCUUACUUAUGGAGCAGCUCAGUAUUCAGAACAUUACGGGCCUCCAAAUGAUUGGAGUGGAGGGAUGGAUAACUGCAAAUGGUUUGAUCACACCAAACAGUUUUCGUGUGCUGGGAGGGUCACUGGGGUUUGCAGUGAGAAAAAUCCUUAUUGAAGGGUUUUCAGAUUAUGUUAUAAAAGCAUUCUGGGACACAGCUUUUCCAUGUGCAAAAAGAAAUGGGAAUUCUUCUCAAAUUGAUUUAAAUUGCAGCAAAUAUCAAGAUUUACUUGUGCUGAACAAUUACAAUGAAGAUGUACCUGAACAGAGAUUUGCAAACAAUGUCUACAAAGCAGUGUAUGCUGUGGCUUAUGCACUAAAGAGUCUGCUUAGGUGCAAAGAACAGGAAGGUUGUGAAAAAAGCCUGAUAAUACAACCACAACAGGUUGUUGAGGCUUUGAAAAAGGUAAAUUUCACUGUAAAGACAGGAGAUCAUGUGCGGUUUGACAGCACUGGUUCUGCAGUAGCCCAGUAUGAAGUUGUGAACUGGCAGCAGGAUUCAGAUGGAUCAAUCCAGUUUAAACCAGUGGGUUACUAUGAUGCCUCAUUGCCCUCUUACCAGCGCUUUGUGCUUAACACUAAAAUUAUUGUCUGGGCUGGAGGUCAGCUGGAGAAGCCAAGGUCUGUUUGCAGUGAGAGCUGUCAACCAGGAACUAGGAAGGCUGCCCAGAAAGGAAGACCUGUCUGCUGUUAUGACUGUAUUCCAUGUGCAGAAGGAGAGAUCAGUAAUGAGACAGAUUCAAAUAACUGCAAGCAGUGUCCAGGGGAAUACUGGUCUAAUGCUGAGAAAAAUGAAUGUGUGUUAAAGGCUGUAGAGUUUCUUUCAUUCACAGAAGUUAUGGGUAUAGUGCUAGUUAUUUUCUCAAUGUUUGGAGUAGGAUUAACUGUGCUGGUGGCCACCCUGUUUUACAGCAAGAAGGACACCCCCAUAGUAAAAGCCAACAACUCAGAACUGAGUUUCCUGCUGCUCUUCUCACUGACUAUGUGUUUUCUCUGUUCACUUACUUUCAUUGGUCGGCCCACUGAGUGGUCCUGUAUGUUGCGUCACACAGCAUUUGGGAUCACGUUUGUCCUCUGUAUCUCCUGUGUUCUAGGAAAAACAAUAGUGGUGUUAAUGGCCUUCAAGGCUACACUUCCAGGAAACAAUGUCAUGAAAUGGUUUGGGCCUGCACAACAGAGACUCAGUGUUCUUGCCUUUACACUUAUACAGGUUCUUAUCUGUGUGUUGUGGCUAACAAUAUCUCCUCCUUUUCCAUAUAAAAAUAUGAAAUACUAUAAGGAAAAGUUAAUUCUUGAGUGCAGUCUGGGUUCUAUGAUUGGUUUCUCUGCUGUGCUGGGUUAUAUUGGCCUACUGGCUCUGUUGUGCUUCAUUCUGGCUUUUCUGGCUCGGACGCUGCCUGAUAACUUUAAUGAAGCAAAAUUCAUCACAUUCAGUAUGCUCAUAUUCUGUGCUGUAUGGAUCACAUUUAUUCCAGCUUAUGUCAGUUCCCCUGGAAAAUUUACUGUAGCUGUGGAGAUAUUUGCCAUUUUAGCCUCAAGCUUUAGUUUACUAUUCUGUAUAUUUGCACCAAAAUGUUACAUUAUCCUUUAUAAGCCUGAACAAAAUACAAAGCAACGUGUGAUGGGAAAGAUGUCAUCUAAGUCUUUAUGA